AUGGAUCAUAUAUCAGAUGACAGCCUAAAUAAUACAUUUCAAGAAGAAGAUAAUCAGGAAGAGGAUGUAGAACUUUCAGGUGAAUAUUUUGAUAGCCCAAUACGAAGUGAUUAUAAGGAGGAAGAAUAUGACCAUGAUGAAAAUGAACAUAUUUCAGGUUUAGAAGUUAAAGAUGAAGGAGACGAACAAGGAGAGGAAGAAGAGGAAGAAGAGGAAGAGGAUGAAGAAGAAGAAGAUGAAGAUGAGGAAGAAGAGGAAGAUGACGACGAUGAUGAUGAUGAUGAUGAUGACGAUGAUGAUUAUGAUGAUGACGACGAAUAUGAUGAAGACGAUUUUAACGAGGCUACGGUCUCGUGGAUUGAGUGGUUUUGCCAACUAAAACAAAAUAUAUUUUUAGUAGAAGUCGAUGAAGAUUUUAUUAGAGAUGAAUUUAAUUUAAUUGGGUUACAAAAUAAAGUACCACAUUUUAAAAAAUUAUUAAAAAUUAUAUUAGAUGAAGAUGAUGACGAUGAUGACGAUGAUGAUGAUGAUGAUUAUGAUGAAGAUGAUGAUGAAAUAAAUAGAAGAUCAGAAGAAUUAUAUAAAAAUAAAGAUAUAUAUGAACAAAAUGCAGCAUGUUUAUAUGGGCUAAUACAUAGCCGUUUCAUUUUAACUUCAAAAGGUUUAGCUCUUAUGAGAGAAAAAUAUAAAUCUGGUAUUUAUGGAACAUGCCCAAGUAUAUAUUGUGAUAAUGCAAAGUUAUUGCCAACAGCUAUAUCAGAAGUACCUAAAUUUUUAAGUCCACUUUUAUAUUGCCCUCGAUGUUGCGAAACAUAUUAUCCUCAUAAAAAUUCAUUAAUUAAUCAAUUAGAUGGUUCUUAUUUUGGUACUAGUUUUGCCUCUUUUUUUGCCUUAUCAUUUAAUAUACUAUCUGAUAAAAAAAAAAAUUAUUAUACUCCACAAAUAUGUGGAUUUACUAUAAAUAGGGACAUAAGAGAAAAUAUGUAUAUGGAAAUGAACAAGGAUAAUAGUGAAUCUUCUGAAGAAUCCUCUUGA
Molecule: messenger RNA, 1035 nt
Organism: Plasmodium berghei ANKA
Lineage: Eukaryota; Apicomplexa; Aconoidasida; Haemosporida; Plasmodiidae
Product: casein kinase II beta chain, putative
Exons: 2
Coding region: 1-1035 (344 amino acids)
Cellular component (GO): cytoplasm; protein kinase CK2 complex
Molecular function (GO): protein kinase regulator activity
Source: RefSeq, a predicted model, not a curated record